Molecule: messenger RNA, 4921 nt
Organism: Salvelinus sp. IW2-2015
Lineage: Eukaryota; Metazoa; Chordata; Actinopteri; Salmoniformes; Salmonidae
Product: E3 ubiquitin-protein ligase RNF43
Exons: 8
Coding region: 1412-3994 (860 amino acids)
Biological process (GO): Wnt receptor catabolic process; ubiquitin-dependent protein catabolic process
Cellular component (GO): plasma membrane
Molecular function (GO): frizzled binding; ubiquitin protein ligase activity
Source: RefSeq, a predicted model, not a curated record
GUGUAGCUCGUGCUCCACCCUCGGUAACAGGCAGUCAGCAGGUAGACGAUCAAUGAAAGCCCAGGGGAGGGAGACUACGAGAGGCAGGCUUCGGGACUUCGCUUAAUGUACAGUGUCUUUUUCCAACUUUUCAAUGUUCUUUAUGAAGACCAAUAACAGUGUUUUAACGACUUGCGUUCCUUCGAUUCUACAUUUGUUCUACAUUUUCAGUAUCUUCAGUAAAUUACUGGAGUUUAGCGUAUAUAUAUUUUUUCGGCAACCGCGGGAAGUAUUUCGUUUCAGAAUUGUUAUAAAUUUCAGACGUGGUACUCGGGAAAAGAGACAACUUUUUUGGAAGGUGGCAGGAAGCAAACUGGUUUUAGAUGCGUAACAACUUAAGCGGGCGAUAGACAUGUGAAUGCGUCGGCUGCAGAAAUGACACGUGAUUUCUACUGCUAAUUAAUUAACUAGUUAUAACAUGCUAUGUAAAUAAUUUCAACGGUUCCAUUGGAUUAGCUAGUUAAACAUGUUAAAAGUCCGGAAUGCUCCGUUGUCAACUUUAUGGUGGCAUUUUUGUCGAUAUUUAGUCGCUACAGAGCUUAUGAAAGUUACUAUAGCAUUUCCGUCGUUGUUUACUGUAUGGUCGACUGUCAUCUUGGAAUCAGUCGUAUCAACAUCAAUUUGACUUUGUUCAUCUCGGUUUCUGAAGUUCAACAAACCUUGCCAUUCGUUUGAAACCUAUAGGGAUACAGUGCGGUGGGGAUAGCCUACAUUCACACAUCUAGCGUAAAGAAUAGUAGGGGGAAUUGCUUUUGAGAUACUUGUUGCAUCUGGAGUCCGUCAGCGAGAUUUUACCAUUUUUUUCCUUGCUCUGGAAAUGUGACAUGGAAUACCGCUAAAUUGGAUACAUUUUUUAAACCAGACGUAACUGUAGCAUGUUUUUAGUGGGUUGGACACAUAAUUAAUUAUCAACAUUGUUGCAAAAGGUUUUUUGAAAUAUUGCCAGUGGUUGAAUAUUACAAGAGCCGGUGUUUUGGAAGUGUCCGGACUGAACCGACUGACAACUUUAACCUGCACGUUGAAAAUGAGAACUGGGCUACUGUUUAUCUCGUGUAAGGACUGGAGCUCGUGUUGUAUGUGAAGAGUGAAAUCAAUAACUUUUUUCAACUGGAACAAACUUUUAAAGCGGGGUAAGAAUUAAUCAGAAAUCCACAAGACAUGCAUCCACAAAGACAACAUGGCAGUCAGUGAGCCUUAAAACGUUGGAUUUAACCCUGUUUUUCGAAUAGGUUUCACGAGUUUUUACAUUUUAGAACCCACAAAGAGGAGGACCGUUGCUGGGCCAUAUAUUUAUUGUCCUGAAUCAACUCCGGUUGUUGCCAGCUUUGAAGUCCACGAUGUGCGGCCGGAGCCCGCCGCUGCAGCCGAUCCAAUGACCGUUCCCCAGCGGCGAUUGGCCGGGCUCUGGCCGUGGCUGCUCAUAGCGGCCCUGCAGGUGGUGUUCGGUCAGACGGGCCUGGAGCUGGCGGCGGCCGUAGAGACGGAGCGCUCGGCCCCCAGGGCUGUCAUCAAGGUGACACUGCUGAGACACGAGCCCACGGGGAAGCCCAUCACUCUGGAAGGGCUAUUCGUCGGAGGGAGCGCCGGCUCUGCAGAGGGGAAGCUCAUGCAGUCUCACCCUCUGUCCCUGUGCAACACCAGUGAAGAUGAGCGCCAGGAGUCUGACUUCAUCAGCAUCGUCAAGCUGGAAAGCCCGGAGCGCAAGGUGCCUCAGUGUCUGCCCCUGCUCGACAAGGCUCGCCUGGCACUGGAGAGAGGUGCUCAGGCUGUCAUCUUCGAUGUCACCGACGACAACGACGCUGCUCUCGAGCUGCAUGACUCUGACUCCCUGCCGCUUCCGGUGGUGCUGGUGAAGGCUGAGGAUGCUGAAGAGCUGAUGGGACUGGUUAACAAGAACGAGGAGGCAAGAGUCCGCAUCGACAUCAAAAAAGAGGACCCAAAAUGGCCCCACUAUGAUGUUGGUAUCUUGCUCACUAUAGUCCUGGCUAUUCUGGCCAUUGUUUUGAUCUUUGCCUUCCGGUACCGAUGCAAGUCCAACAGAACCUGGGACUCAGUCCAUCAGCAGACCAUGCGAGCCAUCAGUCGUCUGGAGACGCGGACGUACAGCUCUCAGGGCUGCGGGGGCUCACAGCGCCACCGUGGGGGCUGGGGGUCUAAUAGCAGCUCYAACUCCAGCCCCGUCUGUGCCAUCUGUCUGGAGGAGUUCCUGGAUGGACAGGACCUGAGGAUCAUCUCGUGUGCUCAUGAGUUCCAUAAGGAGUGUGUGGACCCCUGGUUGCUGCAGCACCGCACCUGUCCYCUCUGCAUGCACAACAUCAUGGGUACAGAGCUGUCACGUCAGCCCCAGAGGAGCAGACUGCAGCAGACCCCCGAGCACAGCCAGGGUUUCCUGCACCCCCACGCCCACUCCUUCCCCCAGCACCCCAUCCCCUUCUCCAUGAGGCCUCACUACCCCCGUGGCCCCUCCGGCCCCUACCCCUCCCUGGGCCACUACAGCAGCUCCCCACCCCUGGACCCCCAGACCCUCCGCUUCCUCCCUAGCUGGCCUCUUGGCUCUGGCUGUGGAUACAUCCACCCUACAGAGGGCCCCGGGAGGCCUCACAAGGCCGGGAGCAGCUGUAGGACGGCAGGUCACCCUCUGGGGUCCCACUACGGCCCCGGGUCCCACCGCUCCUGCCACGCCUACCACUCCGGCUGCCCUUCCCAGCGCAACGCCUCCAGUUCCAGGCUCCACCACAUCCCCUCCUUUGCUCCCCGCGCCUCCGAAGGGGGGGCCCAUAGCCGGGGGGGCGAGGGAGGCAGCUGCUCUGGGGGGAGCUACCGGACGGAUCGCAGUGGCUACCUGGCAGACGGGCCGGCCAGUGACUCCAGCUCUGGCCCCUGUCACGGUUCAUCCAGUGACUCGGUGCUCAACUGUACCGACGUGUCCCUGCAGGGUGUGUACGGUAGCUGGUCCACGUUCCGCAGCUCCCUAAGCAGUGACUAUGAUCCGUUUGUGUACUACGGGCCGAGUUUGGGACGGACAGGCCGCAGGGACAGCAUGGAGGCAGGGGCCCAGAGACCAAGGUCUCUGGACUCAGUGAUGAACAGAGACAGAGGACGAGGGAGCCCUGAGGAGCAGCCAAAGGCUGUGUUUAGCCACGUCCACUACCACCGCCACAGACACCACCACUACGGAGAGGACGGGGAGCGGGAGCACGCCCAGGGACAGGGGCCAGGCAGGGGGUCAGACGAGGAGCAGGGGGCUGCUGUUGCUAUUGGCUCUGGUACUGGUUCUCCCCCGGCUCUGGACAAGGACUUCCCAGUGUGCCCUCUGAAGCACAGCCCCUGUCAGUGCCCUAAGGCAGAACACACAGACAGUAGGGAGGCCCACGGCCACAGGAUAGAGGGUCAGGACCAUGAGCUUAGCCUCAGCCCCCCGUCAGGCCCUCCUCCUGUCCUGGUAGCACCAGCACCCUUAGCAGCCCCAGCCCCCUGCUGCCACCAGGACCACGGCCAUGGAGGCCACCCCCACCGGAGGGCAGACCGGCUCGGCGGCUGUGUCCUCGACGGCCCCUCGGUGCUCUUCCACCAGAGCCUGGAACUGCAGGACGACUGUAGCAUCCACAUUCACUACGGCCAGGGCCCCAGCUACUGCUGCCCCCCGCCUGACCUGCCCAUGCCUGUGCCUUUCAUUCUGGACUCUGGGGGUAUGGGGGCCCUAGGGGGCCUAGAGGACUGGGCCUGCUGUGGAGGGCCCCACCAUGUAGUGUGGCAAAAGCGGGUGCAGCAGGCCCACUCUGAGCCCCAGUUGCUGGGGCCAGGGCUGGGGGGCCCUAUGGACAGACCCCCGCCCCCAUGCAGCAGGCGCCACCACGGUCACCACAGCCCAGCGCACGACCGCAACACAGACUUUUGUUUAUACUGCCAAACAUUACACAACAAUCAGGGAUCAGAGGAGGAGUCCGGUGUGUGAUAACUAACUAACUCGAAAGGUGCAUCCCCAAACUCACGCUGCUACGUACCUAGGAGCCGGAAUGGACAAACACGUCAUCGGCGGCCAUCUUUCUCAAGUCUUCCAAAUAAUUCCACAUGAAAUACCUGCAUUCAAACUACACUUCCCAGAAUCCCCCAGUCAGUGCUGAGUUAUAUCUGUCAACAGAGAUCAAAAUGAGUUAGAUUGUGAUUAUGUUGAACAUUUGUUUCUUUUGACCAUCAAAUCAAUGAAAACACAAGUCAAGUAGAGACCUGAAAUUGCUCAUAUUCAUUGUUGAAUUUAAGUAUGUCACAAAGGGGAAAUUUGUUUUAUUCUCUUCUGCCUUGUUGUUGUUUUGUUUUGUAAAUUACACGAAGAAUUCAAUACCGACAUGAUAUUACAAGUUCCCAGUUUGCCUUAGUGACCGCUAGGAAUUCUCACUGCUCAGGACUUGAGCCUCGAUUCACAGUACGAAACUCCCCUACUAUUUCUCUCAGUAGAAAUCACAUGGACAAAUUGGAUAUCUAAUUCCUUGAGUGGUUAAGUACUUAAUCGAUUAUAUUAUGAGGUACUACUCAGUAAUACUUGAUUUUCCCUCAUUACUCCCAUAGAUGCUCAGUUGGAGGUUUCUUGCUCUUUCCAGCCUUCCUCAAAUCAGAUUCAGAAAUGUGUUCCAGUGGCGUGUGUAUCGCAAAGGUACUCAGAGCUACAGAAAAGAGCCUAGAAGCUUCUCUCUGGGCAACCUGCCCCAUUGGGGGAAAACAGUUAUUUUCUUAGCCGGCCUUACAAGAAGUGUGCAUCCUGAGAGGUCACUAGAGGCUAGCAUGGGGACAUGUGUUGGUUAAUUCAAUAAUGGCAGCUGCUUCCAUCACAUUUUGUUUGCUUUGUGUUUCGGUAAAAAAAUGUAGUCUGUAAUUUUGAACCAGA